CAUUGUUACUAAUUUUGACAACUGUGUCUGUUGUAAAGAAAUACAAGGAUGUGGAGGCAGUGGUGAAGAUAGAGGAGGUGGAUGGAGAGGAGCUGGUGAAGAAGUUUGCUGAGGAGAUGGAGGAGAUGCUUGGGAGGAAGAUGAAAUCUGUGAAGAGGUUAGCAGAAGCAGCGGAGGAUGCUGACCUUUACCACGAGUACAACGAAACUCUAGAGUUUGAAUACUUUAACUCCAUGCUGAUCAACAAGGUGGAUGAGGAUGGGAAUCCACUGUCGCUGGGAGGAGAGUUCGCUCUGGAGAAAAACGAACACUUCAAUAAGCUGCCAGUCAACACGCAACUGAGUAACAUUCAAGUCCCUACAAAUGUUUACAACAGAGAUACAGAUAUUGUGAACGGAGCCUACAUGUCUGAGGCUCUGAAUGACGUGUUCAUUGAUAACUUCAAGAAAGAUCCAACUCUCACGUGGCAGUACUUUGGCAGCGCUACAGGCUUCUUUAGGCUCUACCCAGGGAUCCAGUGGAUUCCAGAUGAAAAUGGUGUUGUCACCUUUGAUUGCAGGAACAGAAACUGGUAUAUCCAGGCAGCCUCAUCACCUAAAGAUGUAGUAAUCGUGGUGGAUGUGAGUGGCAGUAUGAAGGGACUAAGACUGACCAUAGCCAAACACACCAUCAAUACUAUACUGGACACACUGGGAGAAAACGACUUUGUUAACAUCAUUGCAUACAGUGACUAUGUUCGCUACGUGGAGCCCUGCUUCAAGGGCACGCUGGUACAAGCGGAUCUGGAUAACAGAGAGCAUUUCAAGCUUUUGGUUGAUGAACUUCAUGUCAAAGGCGAGGGCAAAGUGAAAAUUGCGAUGAAGGAGUCUUUUAAGAUCCUCAACGAGGUUGCAGCACUGGGCCAGGGCAGCCUGUGUAACCAGGCCAUCAUGCUGAUAACAGACGGAGCCAUGGAGGACUUCCAGGAUGUUUUUGAAGAGUUCAACUGGCCAGAACGACGGGUUCGAGUGUUCACCUAUCUGAUUGGCCGAGAGAUGACAUUUGCUGACAAUGUUAAAUGGAUUGCCUGCAACAACAAGGGUUACUACACACACGUCUCCACGCUGGCUGAUGUCCAGGAAAACGUUAUGGAGUAUCUCCAUGUUCUGAGCCGGCCAAUGGUCAUCAACCACGAUCACGACAUCAUCUGGACUGAGGCCUAUAUGGACAGUGUGGUCAGUCUGCCUCUCCCAAUAUCAGUGUGCCUGCUGCGCAACAUACACUGA
Molecule: messenger RNA, 1265 nt
Organism: Notothenia coriiceps (black rockcod)
Lineage: Eukaryota; Metazoa; Chordata; Actinopteri; Perciformes; Nototheniidae
Product: voltage-dependent calcium channel subunit alpha-2/delta-4-like
Exons: 11
Cellular component (GO): voltage-gated calcium channel complex
Molecular function (GO): voltage-gated calcium channel activity
Source: RefSeq, a predicted model, not a curated record